Molecule: messenger RNA, 2910 nt
Organism: Aureobasidium melanogenum CBS 110374
Lineage: Eukaryota; Fungi; Ascomycota; Dothideomycetes; Dothideales; Saccotheciaceae
Exons: 2
Coding region: 1-2910 (969 amino acids)
Biological process (GO): protein autophosphorylation; phosphorelay signal transduction system
Molecular function (GO): histidine phosphotransfer kinase activity; phosphorelay sensor kinase activity
Source: RefSeq, a predicted model, not a curated record
AUGGCCUCGCCAUUGUCCCCCGCGACCUCAACCUCGAGUCACUCUCUCUACCAACCUCACUUUCCCAGCGCCGAAGGACGCUGGGUCCCGCAAGAUGCUCGCUCUUUACCGGUGCGCCCGCGCAGUGUCGGUCCCGUCUUCGAUGCCGUGCUCGCGAGCCAACCCAUCCCCGAGUUCAACAAGGAAGCCCACGAUCAAAAUUACAACAACCCCGCCCCUACAUCCGAGCCUCGCAAACAACCGGAACAACCUAAGGACUUCCAAGAUGCCUACCUGAUGCCCUCGUUGUCCGAGAACGAACGCCUUCGUCUGACUCUGUUUUGGUAUUACACACACUCUAACAAAAUGAUGGAGGACAAGGACUUUCUGCUCGCGCUACAGCAAAAGCUGGACCUGGUCCAGGCCUUCAUGGGCUGGGACUUUGCCAUCAUGGGCCUGCUGAGCGAGAACGUCUACACUCGUGUCGCUACUGCCGGCUUGCCCUUGGCUAUACUACCUCGCCGCGAAAGCACUUGUUCACAUACCAUCAACCAACCAUCCGGCGCCGUCUUCAUGUUGCCCAACAUGGCUAGCGACUGGCGCUUCAAACAUUCCCCACACGUCGAGCAAGGCGGUCUACGCAGUUAUGCUGGUGCAGCUCUUCGUUGCAAGGCUGACACUGGUGAAGAUGUCGCUCUCGGUAGUCUUUGCAUUGCUUCCAACUCCGAACAGCCCCCUCUCUCGCCCAGCCAACAAGAUGCUCUGGUUCGUUUCGCCGACAUGAUCGCCAGUGAAAUCAUUGCCCGUGCUAGAGAAGCCCGCAGACGCCAGCGCCAAGUCAUGGCCGAUCUCAUCGCUGAAACACAAGACCACAAAUCGCCCGAAGCCGUCAGAGCUCAUGUUUUGAAAAUCCUCGCUCAGGUUUAUCCUGAUGCUGUGAUAGAUGUGCAAGACGCUCCUCUAAACGACAUUAUUCGUUUACCGCAUCAUAUCCCAAUCCACUACGAAGACUUCCAAGACGGUCUUUGGGAAGACUCGGAGCUCAUCGAGCAUUUGAUUGUUACACAGAACCACACGGAAAUUACCACCGAAUCUACGGUUCGUGCAAUCGCACAUCCAUGUCAGAGAAUGCCUGAGGUCAAGUACCUCGUCCUCGCUUCGACAAAUGUUCAAUUUGUCUUUGACGAUGUUGACUCGUGGUUUGUCGAGAAGUGCGCGACUCUGAUAGCAAAUUCUACACAAGAAACCCGGCUUAGGGAAGCGCUAACGGCCAAGGAUGCUUUUCUCCGAGGCAUCACUCACCAAUUGAGAACGCCUAUUCAUGGCGUCUUGGGCUCGUGCGAACUACUUUUCGAAGAGCUCGCUAGCCGAGACAUGCUGUCAACUGGUGUUUCCGGAUUAAAUCCCUCUUCCGUUCUCAGUGCCAUCAGAGACUCCGGUCGAGAACUAAUGUCUACUGUCAAUAAUAUGCUCAAGCUGAAUCGUUGGGCUGAAGAGACCGGCGGCCAAUUACAACCUGCCUCACUCCUGAGUCUGAACUUGAUUGAAGCAGAGAUCAUCUACGAAGUCCAGCAAUCAAUACCCGAGCACGAGCUUUCCGAGGUUUCGGUCAUGUUCGAGAAUAGACUUGGAACCGACGAAAGUAUGAUCGUGAUGGAUCUCUCCCUGCUGAAGGAAUGUAUCCAGGCGCUUAUCCAGAACGCUUUGUCAUACACUGAAGCUGGCGCUGUCAUUGUUGUCAUAUGGGCGUCCCCUGACUACACAAGAUUGAUUUUCGACAUCAAAGACACUGGAUGCGGCAUUGCUCUUGAAGACCAGGGACGAAUCUUCGAGGCCUACGAGAAAGUGGAUACACAUACAAGAGGAGCAGGUCUUGGCCUCACCCUAUCAGCAAAGAUUGCCAACGCCUUGAACGGCGACGUAACAUUGGUUUCUUCCAAACAAGGCACAAAAGACAAAGGAUCAUUAUUCCGUGCGGAAUUCAUUGAUCCAGGAUUUGCUUGCCCGAUUGUGCGUCCAGUGCCAUUUGAUGCAGACUUGAAAGACAUUCCUAGGAGAUUCCACGUUGUACCGGCCGAGUCACAGCGACCAGAGCUUGUGUUGCACUUUGCAUCUUACCUAAAUCACCAUGGAUUCGAGGAUUCGGACUCACCUGAAGACUCUUUCGUAAUACUGACUUAUACACCGGAUGCCGAUGAGUUCCGCCGUUUCGUUUCGCAAAUUGACCCGAGACAGGUUGCCUUGUGCCUGGUUCCUGCUGGUGCAACAACAGACAGGCUUCACGGCGCUCACGAAGUGCGUUUCUUCUCAGGACCCUUCUUGACAUCUCGUUUAGAAGAGAUCACCACCGAACUCAACACUGUCUACAAACGAUUAGCCGAUGAUCCUGAAGCUGGCGAGACUGCAUCAGGACUAGCAAACCGCAAUGAUGCUCACCGUACAUCCGGGACUGAAGAUGGCGUUGAUCCGGCAGACGCGCAACCAAUGGCUCUUCUGGUCGACGACAAUGUUGUCAACCUAAGGAUCAUGCGGAUGUACUGUGAAAAGCGCAAAAUUGAAUACCUUACGGCUAUGGACGGCAAGGAGGCAGUGAGCGUUUUCGAGUCCUCUCUUGAGAAGCAUCCCAUCAACCUCAUUCUUAUGGAUCUCCAAAUGCCGGUAUGUGAUGGCAUUGAAGCAACACGGCGGAUUCGCGAGAUAGAAUCAGAAAAAUCCUUACCGAGAGCGGCUUUGUUCAUUGUAACCGGUCAGGAUACUAAGGUUGACAAGCAAAUGAGCUUCUCAGCUGGAGCGGAUGAGUUCUACGUCAAGCCUUUGGGCUUGAAGACUCUGGACAAAGGCAUCAAGGAAUACUUCCCGGCUGUAGCCCACGAAAAAAAGACUGCUUCUCAAGUCGUCAACGGAACGAGUGCAUCGGGCGGCAAGGUGUGA